This is a messenger RNA of Ruditapes philippinarum (Manila clam), 1888 nucleotides long. RefSeq names its product beta-1,3-galactosyl-O-glycosyl-glycoprotein beta-1,6-N-acetylglucosaminyltransferase-like. The record is from RefSeq and is a predicted model, not a curated record. Gene Ontology annotation, cellular component: membrane. Bases 232 to 1593 code for a protein of 453 amino acids. The transcript is spliced from 3 exons. Lineage: Eukaryota; Metazoa; Mollusca; Bivalvia; Venerida; Veneridae. Gene Ontology annotation, molecular function: acetylglucosaminyltransferase activity.
UAUAACAAGUAACAAAAAUACCAUUGAAAAAAUAAUCAGAGAAUAUUACAUAAAGAAAAGUAAUCAAAGCAUAUGUGAUCUUGCAGCUUGGUAAAUUUUAUUGGUUUGAAAACAGGAAGGACUUGUGAAAUAUCAACAAAUGAUCGUAUCUUUUCUUUCUUUGGACAUUAACUAUGGACAUUAAAAUCUAACAAUAAGGACUUUAAUUAACGCCACUUGACUUGUCAAGAGAUGAAACGAAGAUUUCUACGCAGAAAAUUUUUGCUUUUAUUAGCGAUCGUCUGCAUUAUAUUGUACAUUUCCGGCAAAGUAUUCGUUGUGAAUGUUGGCUCAGACGAAAUGAACUUGUAUUUUAACUUACGAGAUUAUUCCGACAAUGUGGUUCAUACAGAAUUAAAUUUUCGGAGGUCUAAGAGAACUCCUAUUCGUCUUGUUAAGAAUAUCAACUGUGCUGCCAUUUUAAGAGGUGACAAAACAGAAAUCGUCAAGGCGCAAGAAUUGAUGAAAAACGAAAGUAGAAAACGGAUUGCUGACACGGAUUAUAUAAAAAUGACGGCAAAUUGUGAUAGUUUUAAAAGAAAUCGUUUCUACAGUAACUAUUUCCCUUCAAAAGAAGAGGCUGAUUUUCCUAUAGCAUACAGUAUUCUUCUUUAUAAAGACGUUGAACAGGCUGAACGACUACUACGUGCAAUUUAUACGCCUCAGAACUACUUUUGUCUGCACGUUGAUGCGGAUUCAAAAAAAGAAGUGCAUGAUGCUAUCCAGAGUAUAUCAAAUUGUUUUGAUAAUGUUUUUGUUGUUUCGCGAAAAGAGUAUAUGGUGUAUGCUGGUUUCACGCGUUUACAAGCUGACCUAAAUUGUAUGGAAAACCUUUUACAGCGCGGAAAAGAUUGGAAAUAUUUCAUUAAUUUACCAAGCCAGGAGUUUCCGCUUAAAACAAACAUGGAAAUUGUUAAAAUUCUGCAAAUUUAUAAUGGUGCAAAUGAUAUUGAAGGUUUAACUGGCAACAGGAGAUUGGAAUAUAGAUACAAGCAUCGGUUUGUUUAUAAACAUGUUAAUGACAAGACAAAACCAAAAACAUUUAAAACUAAUCAGAAGAAGGACGACCCGCCGUACAAUAUAACAGUGGUGAAAGGAAGUGCAUAUGGCAUCUUUAGUCGAGAUUUUGUGGAUUAUAUAAUAAACAACAAAAUUGCGCGGGAAUUAUUAGACUGGUAUAGGGAUGUUCUCAGUCCUGAUGAAUACUAUUGGGCAACACUUAACUACAAUCACCAUAUUGGAACACCAGGGUCAUAUUACAAAGGCAAGCCCGAUAACAAACCAUGGCUUGCAGCGUUUGCAGGAUGGGGCGGGGUAAGUCCCUGUCAUGGAAAAUUCGUUCGCGGAGUAUGCGUGUUCGGGGUCGGCGAUUUGGAGGCACUUUCGCAUAAACACCAUCUUUUUGCUAAUAAAUUUCACAUAGAUUACCAGCCGUAUGCUUUAGAUUGUUUGGAAGAAUGGCACUUAAACAGAACAGCAGACGGAGGGCUUAAAUCUUUAAAUACGUCAUACUAUGAAUCACUUCCGUUUAUAAAGAGGGUUAAAGGGAGAUAACACAAAAUGGACUUCAACUUUAACUGAUGUUUCAUGUGUGCUUUACAAUGUACUUCAUACAAUCCAUCAAUCCAUUCGUUUCCAUCUUAUGAAAACAUAGGUCUACUCCAAAGUUUGAAUGUCAGCCGCUUUUGAAUUCGUGAUACGACAUGUAUAUAUCAGCGACGAUGUUUCAAUAACCAAAAUCAGUGUUUGAUUAGAUUUCACUUUAUUAUUAGUGAUUUAUUUUUUGUUUAUUGAUGUUUACCCAUUAACUGUGUUAGGCUUUUUGAGGGAAUUGUGCAAUUGAAAUGGU